Tachysurus fulvidraco (yellow catfish) is the source of this 2049-nucleotide messenger RNA. It is a transcript of the gene atp6v1c1b, whose product is annotated as ATPase H+ transporting V1 subunit C1b. The transcript is spliced from 14 exons. Gene Ontology annotation, biological process: proton transmembrane transport. Gene Ontology annotation, cellular component: vacuolar proton-transporting V-type ATPase, V1 domain; lysosomal membrane. The record is from RefSeq and is a predicted model, not a curated record. NCBI's taxonomy places the organism in Eukaryota, Metazoa, Chordata, Actinopteri, Siluriformes, Bagridae. Gene Ontology annotation, molecular function: proton-transporting ATPase activity, rotational mechanism. The coding region runs from base 258 to 1403 and encodes 381 amino acids.
CACCUCCAGAGAUCAGCUGACUAUGACUCCAGCUGCUUGAGAAAGAAGCUACUCUGUGAAAUCAAACCUUAUGAACGGCACAAGCUGUUUAUUUUAACUAUCAAACGUAUCAAAUCAUUAGUAUUGUUUUUGUUUAUUAACAUAACGCAGCAUGCUGUAUUAAAGUGACGCCUGUAACCGGUUUGGAUUCUGUGAAGAUUCUGUGAAGUAAAUGUUAAUACGGUCCAGUGGAUUGAUGUACUGUCUGAAGUAGAGCUAUGGCAGAGUUCUGGUUGAUAUCUGCUCCCGGUGAGAAGACAUGUCAGCAGACGUGGGACAGGAUGAAUGCGGCCACCAGUCAUGCAAACAAUUUGUCCACCAACAGCAAGUUCAUUAUUCCAGACCUUAAGGUGGGAACACUGGAUGUGCUUGUCGGUCUGUCUGACGAGCUCACCAAACUGGACUCAUUUGUGGAAAGUGUGGUGAAGAAAGUAGCCCACUACAUGGCUGAUGUUUUAGAAGACAGCAGAGACAAAGUCAUGGAAAAUCUUUUAGCCAGCGGUGUUGAUUUGGUGACUUACCUCACAAGGUUCCAGUGGGAUAUGGCCAAGUAUCCGAUCAAACAGUCCCUGAAGAAUAUCUCGGAAAUCAUCUCAAAACAAGUGACUCAAAUAGAUAACGACCUGAAAGCCAGAGCUUCAGCAUACAACAGUAUAAAAGGCAACCUGCAGAACCUGGAGAGAAAGAAUGUGGGGAGUCUAUUGACAAGGAGUUUAGCUGACCUCGUGAAGAAAGAGGAUUUCGUGCUGGACUCUGAAUAUCUCACUACUCUGAUUGUAGUUGUUCCGAAAACAGGUUAUGCUGACUGGGAGAAGUCGUAUGAAACCCUCUCUGAAAUGGUGGUCCCACGAUCUUCAAAAUUGCUUUUUGAAGACCAGGACAGUGGGCUCUUCAGUGUCACCCUCUUUCAAAAGGCGAUAGAUGACUUCAGACUCAAGGCCAGGGAAAAUAAGUUCAUUGUGCGUGACUUCCAGUACAACGAAGUUGAGCUGAAGGCUGACAAAGAGGAGAUGACACGGCUCUCCACAGACAAGAAGAAACAGUUUGGUCCGCUGGUACGAUGGCUGAAGGUGAAUUUUAGUGAAGCAUUCAUCGCUUGGAUACACAUCAAGGCUCUCCGGGUUUUUACUGAAUCAGUUUUGAGGUAUGGAUUGCCAGUGAAUUUUCAGGCUAUGCUUCUGCAGCCCAAUAAGAAAAACACAAAAAAGCUGCAAGAGGUCCUCCAUGAGCUUUACAAGCAUCUGGACAGCAGUGCCUCUAUUAUUGAUGCCUCCAUGGAUAUACCUGGUCUGAACCUGAGCCAACAGGAAUAUUACCCCUACGUAUAUUACAAGAUUGACUGCAGAUUUCUUGAUUUAAAAUAAAACUACAUCAUGUUUGACACCGCUGAGAAUUUCAGCUUCAAGGGAAUGAUUCAGAAAUUUUGAGCUUUUUUUUUUUCCCCCCCAUAUUUACUCAUUAGAGGUCGGUGCUAUUCACUUUUAUGUAAGUCAGUCAUUUUUGAAACCAUAAUUCAGACAUUUAAACUCUUUUUUUUAAAAUUAUUUAAUUUGAAACAAAUUUGGAAAUAAUUAAAUGGACCCAAACCCCUCAUUAAGGUUUUGGAAAUGGACUCAACUGUAGUAAAAGUCCAAUUUACUACAAACUUUAGUUCUUUUGGCUUAAAAAUUCUAAACCAUUCCUUUAAUUUCUGAAUCAUAUUUUCUCUUUGUUACCUUUCUCCUACCCAGUGUAAAUGUUAAUAAUUAAAUCCAGAGAUUUGGUCGUUUUCUUGCUUGUGUAGUGAUUUAUAAUUGGUUUAUAUACGUUUAUACACUGGAAAAAUAUUCCCUUUAACGCUGCUGUUCAUGGUAUCACCAUUUGGGAUUUUUGCUACAAAAGUAUGUUUAUAGAUUCUGUAAUUGUGGUUUUGUCAUUAUGAGGCUAUAUUUGUAAUUUUUGAGAUUUGCCACUUAAAGAAAAUUUUCUUAAUGUGCUUUAAUAAAACAUCAAUAAAUGUUUGUAAAUCUA